AUGAAAUUUGAUUCAGGAGAAAAAAAGCACAGUGAAUUUAAAAAUGAGAUUACCAAACACCUCAACGAAUUCUAUACACAAAAAAAUAUAUCACUGCAAAACCAAAGUGGUUCUGGUUGCAAAUCCAGACAAUCUAAAUUAAAUUUUAACAAUCUAAACAUUCCAGCUGUAUCGCAAAAAACAGCAGACAAGGUUAUCAUGGAUUUUAUAAUUGACACCUUCCAACUACUGUCUCUGGUUGAUGAUCCUUCAUUUGAAAAAAUGAUUAAAACUUUUUCUCCUGCGACAAAAAUUAUUUGUCGCCAAACACUGGGCAACAGGAUAUCUACUUCCUUCUCUUAUAUGACGACAAAUCUUAUAAGAGAUUUGUCUGAAGUUUCGUAUGUAUGCACCACUGCUGAUUGUUGGAGUGGUCAUCGAAGGGCUUUUAUUGGACUUACUGCACAUUGGCUGGAUCCGUUAACCCUCAAGAGAAGGUCAGCCGCUUUGGCACUGAGGAGGAUAAUUGGGAGGCAAACAUAUGAUGUUUUGGCCAAUGAAAUCAUGGGUAUCCACAAGUUCUAUAAAAUUCAUAAUAAGGUGGUGAAGAUGGUGACUCACAAUGGAACCAACUUUGUCACAGCAUUUAAAGUUUUUGGAGAAAAUGAAGAAGAUAGUAGUGAGGAUAUGGAAUUGAUAAAUUUGGAUGACAUAUUAUCCGUUGAUGACCCAAUUAUUCCUACUAUCAGCCUACCAAGACAUCAACGUUGUUGUUGCCAUAAUCUUAACCUUAUUGCAACAACAGAUGCGGAGAUGGCAGAUAGUGAUCUCAAUUUUAAACGAAUAUCUAGAUCCACUUUUGCAAAAUGUUUUGCUUUAGUUAAUAAACAAAAUAUGUCGUCAAAAAUGGCGGAUAUUUUAUUGGAGAAAUUGGGAAGAUAUUUAAUAGCUCCCAACAAGACAAGAUGGAAUUCUCAUUACCAAUCCAUGAAAUUAAUAGAUAAGAUGCUUUCUGAAAAGUUUUCAGAAGUAGAACAAGUUAUGGAACCUUUGGCGAUCUCGUUAAAAAUCUUGGAACAGGAGGAUAAUAUGGAGCAGGAAUAUCUAACUCCCGUUCUACCGAUAUUGAUAGAUAAAUUAACGAAAUUUAGCUGCCUGCGGUAUUGUCAGCCCCUUGUAGAUAGUGUUCUUAGAGGUAUUGAUAAAAGAUUUCCUUCACUGUAUGAAGACAGUAACAUUUUGGCAGCCAUGAUUCACCCUAAAUUUAAACUUAAUUGGCCUUAUAUUAAUCUGCCACAAAAUAUGAUGGUAAAAGAAAGAUUAGUUGCCCAUUUGGAAAAUAUGCAGGAACAACCAUAUGCGGAUACCUCAAAUGAAUGUAUGGAUGACAUUGAUGCUUUUUGGGGGAAAAAUACUGCUAACCCAACCUUGAUCCCUCACAUUGCUACAAAACAUGAUACUUCUAUUAAAGAUAAGCAAAGAAAAAAAUGGCGACACAAACGCCUUACCCGUUCUAGAAAUACAGGUAUGCAGGAUAAUAAGGACCUACGCCUGAUAUUAACUCCCCUGCAGAUACUUUCAACUGAUAUUUCUAUAACCACUACCACAUUCCCUAUGGCACCUCUACCAUGCAUAUUUCGACAUAUAUUUGAUGACCACCACUCACCUAUAUUAGAUAUCGGAAACAUGACAGAAAUAUGCGCCUUCUGCAAUGCUAAAAUGUGGAAUGGAGAAAAAUUAUCAAAAAGCUCGUGUAGAAAUAUUCAGUUUUCUACAUGUUGCUUGAAUGGGAAGGUUCAUCAUCGCAUUGGUUCACUCCUACCAACAUUAGGGGAAACACCUAAAUUUGCUCAAUUAUAUAUACAUGAUAGUAUAAAUGAGAUAGAAAACAGACAUAACCAGGUCCCGUUUUUAGAUCGUUGUCUUUUAAUGGAAUUGCAGGAUAUUGUUCACACCUACAACCCCUUUGCUUCUCAAUUUUUGAGAGUAUCUUCUAUGAUCGCUAAUGGCGUUCCUAACAUAUCCUUAAACUUAAAUUAA
Messenger RNA from Gordionus sp. m RMFG-2023, 2019 nucleotides. RefSeq lists its product as uncharacterized. The coding region runs from base 1 to 2019 and encodes 672 amino acids. The record is from RefSeq and is a predicted model, not a curated record. NCBI's taxonomy places the organism in Eukaryota, Metazoa, Nematomorpha, Gordioida, Chordodea, Parachordodidae. The transcript has 9 exons.